GCUUUGGCCCAUCAAGGUCGUGUAAGCACAGUUGAGGUAAUUUUAACUUGUCCCACCGUAACAGUAUUAAGAAUCAUUACAUAUGACGUUAAUAAUGUGAGUCUGUUUUCCCUAUUGCAGGACAACAGACUCACAUUAGCAACGUCAUAUGUAAGGAUUUUUAAUAGCGUUACACCACGAUGCCACUGGGUCGUUGCCCACCUAGCUACUCCUUCAAACCUUUUAGUGCGUCGUGGUUCUUUUUAUGUUUAUAGCUCAAAGCUGCCCAGUUGACUAAAUUUUGAUGUCUGACUUAGCAGUAUGCCGGUUCGCGUACGAUGGGGUUGUUACCGCAGUACUAAAAAUAUUGGAAUCGGAUGGCGAAAAGUCGUUUGUUGACCAGGUUUUAUUGUGAACUUUUUAAACUCUGGACUCAAUACUUGCAGGCUGGGCGAAAUCCUCUUCAUUGGGCGGCUUGUGGGGGUCAUUUAGAGUUGGUAAAAGUUCUUCUGACUAGAGGUUUCGAUAAAGAUUGCAAAGAUCAGUCUAACUGGACUCCACUUAUGAUUGCUAUUUCCGCUGGACGUGGUAAUGUAGCUUCAUAUCUUAUAGAGCAAGAGCAUGCUGAUGUAAAUGUAAUAAAUUCGACAGGUCAGUGCUGUCUUCACUAUUGUGCUUCUAAAAAUCGUCUUCAGUUAGUCAAACAGCUAUUAGAUGCUGGUGCGAAACCAGACGUAAAAGAUUGGGGAGGAGUUACACCGCUUCAUCGUGCAAUCGCUACAGAAAACCUAGAUAUAGCCAAACAUCUUUUAGACCAUACAAUCACUGAAAAUGAUGUUGGUAACGAAGAAGGCUGCAAUAAACUGUUUUCAACGCUUGUUGAUUUAACUGACAAACAAGGCCAAACACCUCUUUUCAGUGAAAAGCCUCUCAUUUACGAGUCAUGAAAACGUUUUAUUCUAUGGUGUAGCAUAUCAACAAAUUGCCAAUUCAUCUACAAAUGAACUGGGAUAUGAUCAUCCACAUUUUCCAUUCCAUGAUUUAAAACUCUCCUUCCAAAGACAUUAUGCAUGCGAAGAAGGCAAUUUCCAAGCCGCAACUUUACUAAUGAAUUAUGGUGCCUCUAUAAAUCAUAAAGAUACAGAUGGCAGAACACCCAUAGAUGUUGCCCCGGACCAUUUGCGAAUGAAUUUGUUAAAACUAUUGAAAGCUAAAUAAAAAAAAUAAUCUUUUUAUAAAUA
This is a messenger RNA of Schistosoma haematobium, 1220 nucleotides long. Its product is annotated as Ankyrin-2. Gene Ontology annotation, molecular function: protein binding. Gene Ontology annotation, cellular component: nucleus; cytoplasm. Lineage: Eukaryota; Metazoa; Platyhelminthes; Trematoda; Strigeidida; Schistosomatidae. Bases 357 to 926 code for a protein of 189 amino acids. The record is from RefSeq and is a predicted model, not a curated record. The transcript has 7 exons.